CUGAUCACUUCAGUUCCAGUCUCCUGCCCAGCAAAGACACAGGUAGCCAAAAUGAUGCCUGGAGGUUUAACUAAAGCCAAACCUGCCACUCCAGAAAUUCAGGAGAUUGCUAAUGAGGUGAAGCCACAGCUGGAAGAAAAAACAAAUGAGACUUACGAAGAAUUUGAAGCUGUAGAAUACAAAACCCAAGUGGUUGCUGGAAUAAAUUACUACAUCAAGGUGCGGGUAGGUCCUGAUAGUUAUAUUCACAUAAAAAUAUUCAAACCUCUUCCUCAACAACAGCAGUCUUUGACACUUACUGGUUACCAGACUGACAAAUGCAAGGAAGAUGAGCUGACGGGCUUUUAGCUGCAUGUUCCAGAGA
Molecule: messenger RNA, 364 nt
Organism: Miniopterus natalensis
Lineage: Eukaryota; Metazoa; Chordata; Mammalia; Chiroptera; Miniopteridae
Gene: CSTA
Product: cystatin A
Cellular component (GO): cytosol
Molecular function (GO): cysteine-type endopeptidase inhibitor activity
Source: RefSeq, a predicted model, not a curated record